Dermacentor andersoni is the source of this 861-nucleotide messenger RNA. RefSeq lists its product as uncharacterized. Gene Ontology annotation, molecular function: nucleic acid binding. NCBI's taxonomy places the organism in Eukaryota, Metazoa, Arthropoda, Arachnida, Ixodida, Ixodidae. The record is from RefSeq and is a predicted model, not a curated record.
AUGAAUCCGGCAUCACAGAAGACGCGGUGGCAAGGAAGCCAGGCUGGUUCUGUCCACCCAUACAAUGGCUCGGCGGCCGUGGCCUGCAUAGCACCGGAAGCUGGAACGACAUUGCAGUGCCGCCUCCCAUUUGCUGCCAACUCCACCGCGGCAGAGCUGGCUAGCCUCCACCUGGCAGCUAACUUCCUUGCGGAGCACCCACCGCAGGUGCCCGUUGCCAUCUUCUCAUACACUCGCCUGGCUCUUCAAGGGCUACUAGAACGCAAUCGAGCUGGAGUCGCCGUCACCCUGCUCCUAACUAAGCUAUCUGCUAUCCAGAGGAGUGGCAUCCCCCUCUCGCUCCACUGGCUGCCCUCACACCUAGGCAUAUACGGAAAUGAAGAGGCGGAUGCUGCAGCCAAAGCAACCCACUAUGCUCCCGUUGCUGCAACCACUGCGGUAGCCGCAUCUGACUAUACACGGCAGCGGCUGCUCAAACUGCUGACCACAGCCCACCUGGACGCGCGGGUGGCUAGCGCCAAGCCACCCCAGACCCUCCCCAAGAAGGCACUCACGAGACGAGAACAGGUACUCCUCCUGCGCCUCAGGACAGGCAGCGUUUGGCCUGCCGCCCGAAAAUUCAGCAUAGGGGGAAUUGCUUCACCUGCCUGUAGGAGAUCCGGCUCCCCUGAAACCCUGGAGCACAUCCUGUGCCACUGUCAAGGGCUAGCCUAUCAACGACAGGAGACGACAGCUGCAUACCGUCGCCUCGGCCUUCCAGCCAACACCAUAGAAAACCUACUCUUCCCCCGCCUAUCCCCGGUCGCAGCACUGCAGGCCUUCCUCGAGUUUGCUGCUGCGGCCGGAUUGACCACCUUGUAG